GCAUGACGAGAGCUGAUGCAUCAGCGACAAGUUUUCAGCUUCAGAUCUAAGCAAAUGGUUGGUAGUGUAAAGACUACAGAUGCUAAAUCAAAAACAAAGUUGACCCUUCUACCAUUAAUUGCUCUUAUCUUCUAUGAAGUCUCUGGAGGACCCUUCGGGGUUGAAGAUUCCGUUAGGGCCGGAGGUCCCCUUCUAUCCUUGCUUGGUUUCUUAGUUUUUCCACUGUUCUGGAGCAUUCCGGAAGCUUUAAUUACCGCUGAGCUUGCAACCAGCUUCCCUGAAAAUGGUGGAUAUGUUCUUUGGGUAUCUGCAGCUUUUGGACCCUUCUGGGGUUUCCAAGAAGGUUUCUGGAAGUGGUUCAGUGGGGUCAUGGACAAUGCGCUUUACCCUGUUUUGUUUCUGGAUUACUUGAAACACUCUUUUCCAAUCUUCAAUCGGUUGAUUGCUCGAAUACCUACUCUCUUGGGAAUUACUGUUUCUUUGACAUAUUUGAAUUACAGAGGUCUGCACAUCGUUGGGUUUUCUGCUGUCGCCCUUGCCAUCUUUUCCCUUCUCCCCUUCUUAGUUAUGGGUCUUCUCUCCCUUCCCAAAAUAAGACCUAAACAGUGGUUAGUCAUAGAUUUAGGAAAGGUGGAUUGGAGGGGAUACUUUAAUAGCUUGUUUUGGAAUUUGAAUUACUGGGAUAAAGCUAGUACCUUGGCGGGAGAGGUUGAGAACCCGAGCCGCACUUUCCCCAAGGCACUGCUGGGAGCUGUGGUUUUGGUUGUUGCUUCAUACUUGAUUCCCCUUCUUGCGGGUACAGGAGCUUUGGAUUCUUCCCCGAGUGAAUGGAGCGAUGGAUACUUUGCAGAGGUGGGGAUGCUGAUAGGUGGGUUGUGGCUCAAGUGGUGGAUCCAAGCAGCAGCUGCAAUGUCUAACAUGGGGUUGUUUGAGGCUGAGAUGAGUAGUGAUGCCUUCCAGCUUCUUGGGAUGAGUGAGAUGGGGAUGCUUCCUGGUUUUUUCGCUUCAAGAUCAAAAUAUGGGACCCCCACUAUUAGCAUCCUGUGCUCAGCAACUGGGGUUGUGUUCUUGUCAUGGAUGAGCUUCCAGGAGAUCGUGGAAUUUCUUAAUUUUCUCUAUUCUAUAGGAAUGCUUCUCGAAUUUGCAGCUUUCAUCAGGCUGAGAAUAAAGAAACCAGAUCUUCAACGACCAUACAAGGUUCCCUUAAAAACAUUUGGGGUGACAAUUCUUUGCCUGCCACCUUCAUUGUUGCUUGUUCUUGUCAUGUGUCUAGCUUCAGUUAAGACUUUUUUAGUAAGUGGCAGUGUAAUCAUACUUGGGGUGUUCCUGUACCCUAUUAUAGAACAUUUGAGGGAGAAGAGGUGGGCCCAUUUUGACACAUUACCAGCAGUACCUAAAGAUAAUGUUCAGGAUGCAGUUCCUGUUUUGUCCCAACCACAUCAAGAGUAUGUGGAUGAGUCUUCAAUAAGUCUUUUAUCAGAACUUCCAUCAACUAAUAGGGGACAACAAUCUUCUGAAAUUUUGCUGGAGGAGGUUUUAAAAUUGGAAUAGAAAAAGUAUUUUUAUUCCUGUGCUAGUCAGAUAAAUGUACUAAUACAUUGUAAUUUUUCUUUUCAGAAUUGUAUGGUUAUAUCUUGUAAGGAAAUAUGUUUUCUGU
Molecule: messenger RNA, 1657 nt
Organism: Telopea speciosissima
Lineage: Eukaryota; Viridiplantae; Streptophyta; Magnoliopsida; Proteales; Proteaceae
Product: probable polyamine transporter At3g19553
Exons: 3
Coding region: 16-1551 (511 amino acids)
Biological process (GO): transmembrane transport
Cellular component (GO): membrane
Molecular function (GO): transmembrane transporter activity
Source: RefSeq, a predicted model, not a curated record